GGAAAAGCCAGCCGAAAUCCUUGGUUUCCUACAUCGAAACCUCCACAUUAGCUCAAAAUCCAUCAAAGAGCAUGCCUAUAAAAUAUUAGUAAGACCGCAAAUGGAAUACGCCACGUACCAGCAAAACCACAUAGAUAAAAUUGAAAAGGUACAAAGAAGAGCUGCACGAUAUGUAACCAGCAGACAUAGAAAUAGAUCAAGUGUCAGCAACAUGAUAAAUGAAUUAUGAUGGAAAAGCUUACAAACAAGACGAAAAGAAGCACGACUCAUCAUGUGUUACAAAAUAACAAACGACCUUGUAGCCAUAGACAAGAAUAAAUAUCUACAAAAACCAACAAGAAGCUCAAACCGGACAGGACAACAUACUUACCUAUUACAGCCAGCCACCAAAGACUGUAGGAAAUGGUCCUUCUUCAUAAACACCGUCAAGGAUUGGAACAAACUGCCACCAGAUACCGCCACAGCAAAGUCUCUUGAGAUAUUCAAGUCUCAAGUCACCAAAACCACAAACUAAAUCAACAGAACAAUUUGUUUUUAUCCUGUUUUUAACCUGUUUUUAAUCAUGCGCAACUUGCCAGAAUAUUCAUCAUGUUGAAUGUGGGCAGUAUUUGGAAGAAGAAGUAGUCAGUCGAGGACCAGCUUACCACUGGUCAAGUUUGGCAUGACAGAUCAUGCAGAUUGGACAAGAACAAUAUUUUCUGAUAGAAUAUUGCAUUCAGAAGAACAAAUAAGCGGCAAGGACUAAACAAUGACAAUGGUUUGUCGAAACAUUUUUAGUUCAGCAAGAAUUGCUGCAAAGUCUUUGAACUUUUAUACAAGUACCAAAUCUAGGAUUCUUUUGAAUUCAUCACAAUGUCCAAAUAUGAUGUCACUGAAAACAGACAGUUUAAGACAUUACACAUACAGUUUCCAUAGAAGUGUUAUGAGUACAAUUUCUAAGGCAGACAAUGCAUUUGUUUUUUGUCCAUGUCACUGUCACAGAAGAAUGGCAACUAAGGCAAAACAAUCACUGAAGCAGGUGACAGCUUUAACAGUGACGAGACUAAAGAAGAAAAGGGUAAAGGAAGAGAAAGAAAAAGAGGGAUAUAUGAAAGUAUUUGCCUACCCUUUAACAGAACGUGUCAUUGACCUUGAGAAUUUGAAAAGAAUUAUUGGAAGUCAAGCGGUGUAUAAAGUUACACAAGUAAUGGAUGACAUGGAAGAUUUAUUGCAUCUUACAUCAAAAUAUGUUAUAGGAGAAGCUGAUCGUACAAAAGAAGUUUUCAUAUUUAGGGAAGGAUCCAUGGUAUGUUGGAAUGUACCUGAACUGGAGAGACGAGCAAUAUUAACAUUUUUACAGAAGCAUAUUGAUGAACCAUACAGUUUUGACCAGAUUUAUGAAGAAGAGGAGUGGAUGGAGUACUCUUCUUCUAAGAAUUUCUCCUGUUUACAAGGUGAUGUGUUGUUCAUACAAGACUUGGACCAUAUUGAUGUGACAGAAACCAUAAAUCCACAUAAAUAUGCCUUCUCUAAUGCUUUAGCACAGACUGUUAAACUGGCAGUUUGGGAAUCAGCCUUAGAAAGUCUUGUUGACUCUAUAGAACCAAUAAAUAAGGUGCUUAAAUUAGAAAAGAAAGUUCCAUGUAAAAGAAGAGAAAUUUUGAAAAUGCAUGGAGAAAUAUUUGAAUUAAGAUUUCAGAUGAACUUAAACUCAGAGUUGUUAAAUACACCAGACUUUUACUGGGAGAAGCACCAUGCAUUAGAAACAUUGUAUAAACAUUUAUAUAACCAUUUAGAUAUAGGUAGGAGAACUAAGGUAAUGAAUGAAAAAUUGAAUUAUUGUGAACAAGUGAUAGAAGUUGUUGAUAAAAACGCAGCUGAUAGCAGGACAGAGAGAUUGGAAAGGAUUAUCAUUCUUCUUAUUAUGAUAGAGGUUAUGUUUGAAUUACUGUACUUCUAUGAAAGAAAAUCAUCCAAAAAAAAUGAUGAUUCACACAUAGAUGGCCCAUCAAGACAAAGUAAUGAUUCACAAAUAGAUGGUCCAUCAUGACAAAGCAAUAAUUCACACAUAGAUGGUCCUCCUUGACUGGAAACUGAUCACUUAGAAUAUGGAUCAAGUCAGUGAUAAUGGAAUGAAACUUUCACAUAAAAAACCAAAUAUUGUGAUGACAAAAACAAUGAACUUCUAAAGAUGUUAUGUCUCUAUGUUACCAAAGUAAUUAAUAUGUAAGAAGUAUAUGUAUACUAUAUAUAAGAAAUGAUUAUAAAUCAAUAUUUAUCGGUAAUCCAGAGAGUGUGCGUAUGUGACCUGCAAUAAUGUAACUUGCUAUGAGAACUUACAGCUGCUUCAGUAAUUACAAGAAAUUUACUAUUAAUAAAAUACAGAUUCUAUA
This is a messenger RNA of Mytilus californianus (California mussel), 2372 nucleotides long. RefSeq names its product required for meiotic nuclear division protein 1 homolog. NCBI's taxonomy places the organism in Eukaryota, Metazoa, Mollusca, Bivalvia, Mytilida, Mytilidae. The transcript has 12 exons. Gene Ontology annotation, biological process: positive regulation of mitochondrial translation. Bases 749 to 2029 code for a protein of 426 amino acids. The record is from RefSeq and is a predicted model, not a curated record.